CCGAGAUCACCUUACCAAAGCCUUUUCCUGACCUCCAAUCAUGAUGCUGAAUAUCCUGACCGGAAAUCUGACCUUUGAGUCACUUCGUCCUCCAGACUUGACCUGCUGUACUAAAAAACAACUGCGGGAAUACUUUGAAAACAGCUACGACUUGAAUGAGUCUCUCUUCACAUCAUUGCGAGACGAGUCUGUGUUCUACACAUGUCCAGACAGGCUGAGACUUCCCCUGGUAUUCUACUUUGCCCAUACUGCUUCCGUUUAUGUCAACAAGCUCAUGCUGGCCGGACUCAUCAAGGAGCGAGUGGACUUAGACUUUGAGACUAUGUUUGAGACUGGUGUUGAUGAGAUGUCCUGGGAUGAUACGGAAAAUUAUCGUAUGGGAGGAAGUUAUCAAUGGCCAUCUCUGGACAAGGUCAUUGAGUACAGACAAAGAGUGAGAAAUUUGAUCCUUAAGAUGAUCCAGGACACACCACUUGAACUACCUGUAAAUAAGGACAGCACCUGGUGGGCACUGAUGAUGGGCAUUGAACAUGAAAGAAUCCACAUAGAGACAUCAUCUGUCCUCAUUCGCCAGCUUCCUAUCACCAUGGUGACCAAGCCAAAUGGUUGGGUUUAUGGUCCACUGAAGUAUGGAGAAAAAGUGAAGACAAACCCAUUGAUAACUGUGGAUACAAAGACAGUGACAUUUGGGAAGCCAGACAAUUUUCCCUCAUUUGGCUGGGACAAUGAGUACGGAGAGAUGACUUGCAAUGUGCCCAGCUUUGAAGCGAGUAAGUUUCCUGUGACUAAUGGUCAAUUCCUGAAGUUUGUUCAGGAUGGAGGCUAUACCAACAAGAAAUACUGGACCCCAGAGGGAUGGGAGUGGCGAUCAUUUCGCCAGGCAUGUCACCCAACCUUCUGGACCUGCGAUAAAGGCUGUAAGUCGAGUUGUGGAUCAGCUUUAUCCUCUCACUCGCACUGCUCACCAAAAAUAUCCGAUGGUAUGGAGUCAAAUGGCAACACCAAUGGCUUCACUAAGACUGACAUAGUGCCAUACAAAUAUCGUGCCAUGUUUGAUGAGAUAAACAUGCCACUUGAUUGGCCAGUAGAUGUGAACUACCACGAAGCUCGUGCUUACUGUGCCUGGAAGGGACCAGACUUCCGUCUGCCCACAGAGGCUGAAUAUGCUGCCAUGAAAGGUUCAGAGCUGCCCACGAGCUGUGGUGUCAAGUGUGAUGUUAUCUUCCAGGAGAAUUCAGGUUCUAAUAUCAACCUGUUGUAUGGAUCGUCCACGCCAGUUAACAUGAAUGCAGCAUCAGAGCUUGGAUUCCAUGAUAUUUACGGGAACGUCUGGGAGUGGACAGAGGACCACUUUAAUGGACUGGAUGGCUUUGAGUCUCACUUCUUGUAUGACGAUUAUUCCACACCAUGUUUUGAUGGAAGACACAACAUCAUGAUGAAUGGAUCAUGGAUGUCCACUGGUAGUUAUGGCUCUAAAUUCACACGGCUGGGAUUCCGUCGACAUUUCAUGCAGCAUUGUGGUUUUCGGGUAGCUCGACCUGUAGUGAAGAAGAGAGAGAAGAUCAACAUCCCAGUGGCCAGCUUGGAAAUGGAGGUGUUUGUAUUGGGGGUCGGAGAUCAAGACAUUCCCGAAACCAUUGACACAACAAAGUAUGAGCUGACCCGCAGGCGCACAUCUAAUUCCCAGUACGAUUUUGACAGUAAGGAGGCGUUGGCAGGAAUUCUGGAACAGGAGUUUGGUUAUAGAGAUGCUUUACCAUGUGUGGUGGCUGACUUAUGUAGGAGUUACACACAUACCUACAAGUGUGGCACUACAUCAGCGGCCUGGUUUGGGUCGGGCAGUGGCCGCGGACCCAUGCUUCUCUCGUCCACAUUCACCAAUAUAUUGGCUGUGGACUACAGUGGAAGAUUUAUCGACACAGCUCUCCGUCUACAGCGUGGUGAAGAAAUACCUUAUACAGGACCAGAUGGUCAGGAGACCUCUGCUGUCAUCAUUGGGACAUCCCAAAAUGUCACCUUCAAACAGUUUACCUGGGUCCCUAAUGAGACUGGCAGGCACAACCUGGUAGUAAUGACUUUCCUAGGAAGAACUCUAACACCUAAAGCUUGGCUGGUAAGAAUGUGGGAGAUUCUGGAAGACACUGGAAUAGUGGUUAUUGUGUCCGAGGAUGAAACCUGGGGACGUGAUGCUCUUGCACCACACCUGGAGAGCAGAUUGAAAUGUGUUUGCAUCCAGGAAGUCCCCUAUGAGAAAAGUGGAGGGAAAACGGUUGCCGUGGUAACCGUGUGGUCCUUGAAGUGUUGAGAGCUGUAGUCCUGACUGUCAGCAACUGUUAUGAACAGAUUUUGUGUGUUUCCCUAAGGAUUAAUGCUUGAUCCCGACAUCAGAGCUGUAGCAGAUUUCUUGUGGUUUUUUUCCUCUUUGUAUUGAUGCUUGGUCCUGACUAAGGACCUGUAGCAGAUUUCUUGUGUAUUUUCCCCGUUACAUUGAUGCUUGGUCCUGACUAAGGACCUGUAGCAGAUUUCUUGUGUAUUUUCCCCGUUAUAUUGAUGCUUGGUCCUGACUAAGGACCUGAAGCAGAUUUCUUGUGUUUUUUCACUUUGCAUUGAUACUUGGUCCUGACUAAGGACCUGAAGCAGAUUUCUUGUGUUUUUUCCCCUUUGUAUUGAUACUUGGUCCUGACUAAGUACCUGUAGCAGAUUUCUUGUGUUUUUUCCCCUUCGUAUUGAUGCUUGGUCCUGACUAAGGACCUGUAGCAGAUUUUGCUUUGUGUUCUUAUAUUGGAAUUAAUGUACAAAAGAAGUCCAUUUAUUCAGUUCUAUAUUAAAUGUACUAACAUUGAUGUGAUAUUUUCUUUGAGGCAAAGUGUAUACUAUGUGAUGCUUUUAGUUAUCAGACAUAACAUGAAGACAACAUAGUGUUUAUAUAGUCAGAAGGAUGCCUGUUGUGUUGUUAUAGUUUAUCAGAUGUCAGAGUAUUAUUGUUUGUUGUAAUUAAAACUUUUACUGAUGUUUCUUGAAGAAGACAUGAAGCUUUAAUGAGGAGAUGUGUUGUAUUUAUUGUGUUUAACUAUAUGAUAUUUACCUUAUAUUUUGUAUGUGUUGUCGACACUGCCCUCUACAAUAGUGUCUCUAUUGUCAUGACAAAAUACCCAUCUUUUUAUUGGUUGUUACCAAUAGCCUUGUUCAACUAAAGACAUUUCUUUAUUAUACAAGAUACUUUUCUGGUAGUUAGGUCUCUGGUAGAUACACAAACUAGGAUUAUAUAUUAUUUUCUAUGAUGUAUUACAUGAACUGAAGGUAUUUCAGGGAAUUGUAAUCAUACAUUUUUGAUAUAAGAGAUUAGGAUUGAGAUGAUUCAUUGUGUUACACACAAACGAUAAAGCUAUUUAUUGUGUUACACACAAACGAUAAAUCUAUUUAUUGUGUUACACACAAACGAUAAAGAUAUUUAUUGUGUUGUUUUAAACACUUGAUCCACCUGUUCUAAUGUGGCUGGCUUUGUGUUUAUCACUAUAUAAAUUUGA
Messenger RNA from Ylistrum balloti, 3527 nucleotides. RefSeq lists its product as uncharacterized. The transcript is spliced from 18 exons. The record is from RefSeq and is a predicted model, not a curated record. Lineage: Eukaryota; Metazoa; Mollusca; Bivalvia; Pectinida; Pectinidae. Bases 41 to 2305 code for a protein of 754 amino acids.